Molecule: messenger RNA, 2489 nt
Organism: Chara braunii
Lineage: Eukaryota; Viridiplantae; Streptophyta; Charophyceae; Charales; Characeae
Source: the annotation of a GenBank genome assembly
UGAAAAGUCCCAAUGUGCUUUAUCUCUUCUGCUCCUUUUCUUUUUUUUUCGCUCCCUUCGAAUUUUGUCUUGCCAGCGAAGCUGGAAUGGGUCAUCCAUCUAGUUGUUUUGGGAAUCCUCCUUGUUCUUCUUGUCUAAUUUACUGCCUGUGGACUCGUUCAAAUGUAUGUCGGCAUGCGCGCUGCUGCAAACAAGGCGACCUGUGAUGGACCGAGCAUCGAAAGCAGCCUGGGACAUCAUAUUGUCAGAGCAAGGAAUCGGCAAAGAGAUCGAGCAGGAAGUGCGGAACAUUUAUUCUGCCUUGAGUGGUUCACAGGAGAAGGAACAGCAGCCAGACGGAGGCGGCGAGCAGUCCGGCCAACAGCCGACUACUGGGCAAGCGACGAUCCCGGCAACAGCGACGAUCCCGGCAACAGCGACGAUCCCGGCACCCGAUGCAGCAACAGCAAUGCCUGCAACCCCAGUGACGGCAAUGAAAACCACAGCACUGCCAUCGACGCCAGCCACCAUGGCAAUGCCAGGAGUCGUCGUAACCCCAACGACUCCGGCGGUUCCAGCAACGACUCCAGGAACGGUUCCGCCGACCCCUGCACCGGCUGCAACGCCAGCAAGGGCAACGGUACCCGCGACAACUCCAGGAACUGCAGCAACCCCGGUAGCUCCGCCAAUUACGGCGGGCCCAGAAGCAACAGGCCUGGGAACAACCCCAGGAUCCCCAACUGCAAUUCCAGCAGCAGCCCCGGGAACAACAGAAGUCGCUGGAACGGCAGAAGGGCCAGCAACGACACAAGGCGAUGGAAUGACAGAAGACCCUGGAAUGACAGAACGGCCCGGAACGACAACAGAAGCGCCAGUCACAGUUCCAGCAGAAGCCCCAGGCACCACAGCGGACCCAGCUGCAGUUGCAGAAACAACCCCUGAAACAACAGCAGACCCAGCCACAGAUAUACCAGCGGUGGCAACAACAGUACCGAUGUCGACGGUGGAGCCAGAAGCGGCGACAUUCUCAGAGCCAACGCCACAGCCAGCCCCACUACCCCCUCAACCCACAGCUUCUGAGGGGUCUGAUGAAAAGAGCAAUCAGGGUGCAGAACCAGUCACGGAGACUCUUCCUGAGCACGAAUCCCCUGCGCCGACACCGACAAGCGAAAGCACCCUUCCCCAGCUGGAAGAGUUGGCGCCUAGUGUGGAACCGAUGGAUGAAGACAUGGCAACAACAUCAGCAGCUUCUCUUGAUAAUGAGGGCAAGGAUAGCUGAGUGAUGUUCUUAUUACUUCCUGACAUAUAUGAGUAUAUAUGGCUAAGCCCAUAUUUCCGUGCCCUCCGAACCGUGCGAAAUAGUUGCCGACAUAUGUGGGUAUAUAUGGCUAAGCCCGUAGAUGGUGUAUAUGGGCAAGCUACGAAGCUCAGUGCAGUCUAUGUGUAAGUGUACAAUCGCCCCAUUUGAUUUGACAAAUCGAUAGGUACAAGAGUACCCCCCCCAAUGACUUGACAGGGGGGGGGGGUUACAUCGCGAGUCGAUCUCUGACGAGAAGCGCAGCCUUGGGACAAUGUGCCCCACUGGGAAUGUCUUCAUCUCCAUGGUCUAGCGACGAAGUUGACGCCUUUCUUGACGUUUUUUCUUUUCUAUUGCCUUCAGAGCUAUCUCAACAAAGAUCCGCCACAUCACUGUCAGCUUUUUCACAUCUGGCUGAUCGUAGGGAUGGGCGCAGCUGCUGUGCUAGGCGUCACAACGUUCAGAGCAGUUGUGUCUCAGCCAAGCUUUCAUUUGGGCUACACGCGUGUCGACGUCCACUGGUCCCUCUCCCACCAAAUGAAAGCUUGGUUGAGACGACUGCUCUGACCGUGACAACUAACACGGCAGGUGCACCCAUCCCUGCUUUUAGCCAGAUGUGAAAAAGCUGACAGUGAUGUUGUGGAUCUUUCUUUGUGAAGGCAGCUCUGACGGGAAUAGGAUGAAGGCAGCUCUGACGGCAAUAGGACGAAGGCAGCUCUGACGGCAAUAGGACGAAGGCAGCUCUGAUGGCAAUAGGACGAAGGCAGCAACUGUUUUUCAGACAAUGGAGAUGAAGAGGUUAGCAGCGGCACAUUGUCCGAGUGUAUAUGAGAGAGGAGACAUGAAAAGCCCCCUUGCCCCCCCCCCCCUCUCCCUUACAGUGGUUUGGGCUGUACAGAGGAGAUGUUCUGGAGUAACGAAAUGCAGAGAGAAGAUUUUCAGUGAACAGUGCGAGCAGGUUUGUGGCUGUGCCUGCGAUGUAGAAGGAGAGGAGAUUUGAGGGAGAUUCACGAAGGGGCAGCUUGUGGUAACAAAAAGAGGGGGAGAUUCGAGGGCAUGACUGCAGAAUGGAGCUUGUCACUAGGAUAUGAGGAAAAGGCACUUGCAUCAUUAUGUGUGGAAGAGGACAUGGUGGUGGUGAUGGAGAAGGUGUCAGUAUGCAGUCAGAGUUCUUGGUUUUGAGGGAACUGUUUCCCUGGAUGAACGGAAUGUG